CUGAUGGAACCAAAUUCAGGAUUAACAUAUAUGAGGAAGACAUAGUGUUUUUCAAUAUUAAAAUCAAAUCUGAAGAAUUGAUACCAGAAUAUAAAGAUGAAUUUUUACCAGAUUAUCAUGAGUUGUUUAUGGCACAACCUUUCGAUUCGACAGAAGAAUAUCGGUUUCUUCGUUUAUUUUAUCUGUCUCUUAGGGAUCGAAAGAAAGCUUUAGAUAAAAUUAUUGAAAAAAUAGAAUAUUCAGAAUCGCCAAAACUUCUUUUACUUUACUGGGAUAUUGAAACAACAUCUCUGCGAGGACCGGGUUACUUACCAUCUGGAGAAGAACCUGAUGAUUAUGUGUAUAUGAUUCAGAUCAACAGAUUUUGUCUAACGACUAUUCCGAUUAAUCACGUGAAAUUUUUAUCAAAAUAUGGAUCUAGUUUACAAUGUGAUCCUAAAGAUUACCAUAUAAUUCAAUUAGAAUCUCAGCAAGAUUUAAUAUUAAAAUUUGCAGAAUUAUAUCAGAGUUAUUCACCAGACAUCGAAUUCGGAUUUAAUACGGGAGGAUACGACUGGAAUUUUAUACUACGAAAGUCGAUGGUUCUUGAGAUUUAUGACCAGUUUGUUUCGAUAAUAACAAACACAAAGUCCAACACCAAUCUAAAAAUUCAAGAAAUUCAGAUACGAGUUGUUGAUUUGGAUAUUGAAAAAGUAAAUCAGAAAUAUGAGUUCGCAGGAAUAAACAUAAACAAUCGGAAGAUAAAGGUUAAUCCUAUGGAAACGAUGAAAUGUGAAUUCUUAAAAAUCCCAAGGACAAUUUUUAUCGAUUUGCUAAUUUGGUCAAAAAAAACAUUCCAAACUGAAAUUAAAAAUACGCUCGAUGUAGUAUUAAAAC
Molecule: messenger RNA, 876 nt
Organism: Racocetra fulgida
Lineage: Eukaryota; Fungi; Glomeromycota; Glomeromycetes; Diversisporales; Gigasporaceae
Source: the annotation of a GenBank genome assembly